This is a messenger RNA of Eruca vesicaria subsp. sativa (arugula), 609 nucleotides long. Lineage: Eukaryota; Viridiplantae; Streptophyta; Magnoliopsida; Brassicales; Brassicaceae. The record is from the annotation of a GenBank genome assembly.
AUGUUCUUGCAUCUUUUCUCGGUUUGUAACCUUAACUCAGAAGAAACCAGUUACAAGGCCUUCGAUGAAGUAGAUGGGAUAGAAGUCGCAUGGAACCAAUCACCAAACUCCCUGGAGAGGCUCUACUCUGAAGUGCGUCUUUUGAAAUCAUUGAAGAACAGUAAUAUCAUUAGGUUCUAUAACUCAUGGAUCGAUGAUAAGAACAAGACAGUCAACAUAAUAACUGAGCUUUUCACUUCAGGGAGUCUCAGACAUUACCGCAAGAAACACAGAAAGGUGAACAUGAAGGCUGUCAAGUGUUGGGCGAGACAGAUACUAAUGGGUUUGAGAUUUCUUCACACCCAAGAGCCACCCAUUAUACAUGGGGAUCUCAAGUGUGAUAACAUCUUUAUCAAUGGGAACCAUGGAGAAGUGAAGAUAGGUGAUCUUGGUCUAGCUACUGUCAUGGAGCAAGCUAAUGUCAAAAGUGUUAUUGGUAUAGUUUUCUUGACAUUGCUCACCUAUUCACUCUUUCUGCAAAGACCACUGAACUGUUACAAUGUUACCAACAGGAACCCCAGAGUUGUGAGUGUUCUCAACUACAAUGCCACCAGAAGAUUCAAGUUGUGA